UCUAGUAAAAAACAUCCACUAUAAAAAUAGCAUCAUUACAAAGUUUCAUUUACUCUAGGAAACACUAAAGGUUGUACACAACUAUAAAUCAUCAAGAAAAAAUUGUUGGAUCACUAAUGUCAUGAUCAUCACCAAAAUAAAGCUUGAAGUCAAAAUCUCCAAUCAAAUUGGGAAUCUCAUUGUGCUGAGUGUGCGCCAAGAGGAAUUGGAGACCAAAUCACUAUUGAUCAUCUAGCAGAACCAUAACUCCUCUACUAACCUUCCUGCUGCUGUUGCAACUGACUCUCCAUGUCUCUCUACUGUGUUUGCAGUGUUGAUCAAGACCUGCCACCAGUCAUUAUUUAAAGCUCCACUGACUUGUUACAUUCAAAGUCCAAUCUCAAGCAGUUUAUGUAUGCGUUCAUGAAGAGUUUUCUCAACUCCAGAUGGAUGGAUACAUACAACAGAAGAAUCCUGAAGAAAUAAGAAACUAAAAUGGUUGGUUAACAUAGUUCAGUUUGGCAUAAAUUAGCCUAAUAAUAAGUUCUCCUACAACUAAUAACUUGGUUUAAAAUUUUAAAAUUUGCACAUGUUAAAGGAUAAAAAUGUCACGAUGCACCUUGAAAUGGUUUGUGCAUAAUGCUGCCUUGAAGCUUCACUCCAUCCACCUUUAUAUAUAUAUCCUCGGAUUGUCCUUAAUUUUGGGAAUUGAUCAAGAGAAGUUAUUAGAAAAAUUCAAAGAAAAUCCACGUCCUGCAAAAAUGAAUUAAAGCUUAGUAAUAUCUUGAUGAAAUGAUAGAGAAUCUCUCUGAACAACUGAGGGAUGAGAAAGUGAAUUCUGCUUUACCAGAGAGAGCAUUCUUUAGAGGGUAGAAUAUUACAGCUUCAAGCCUACAACUAUCACAGAUUUGUGAACACCAUUUUUAAUCAAGUUGUUAGAUCUUGAUGAAGCUGCUUUCCAAGUCAGCCCAUUGUUAAGUAAAGCAGCACUGUUUGUGUUGCAAUCUUGGCUAUGAGUUAGGAUGAAUAAAGAGAGAACACAACACACAUUGUUGGAUCAUUCAUUUCCGACUCAUCAUACUGGAAGCAUCAUCUCCCACAUGAAAGGCAACAACAACGUCAAAGCAUCCAGCACCUACUUGUUGAAGAAAGAUCUUGCCUAAAAAGGGAGGCUUGAACUUGGAACCAUGGAUCAAUCACCUUUUAACUAAUCCUGUAGUUGACAUGAAAAAGGUAAAGGGUUUAAUCAGAUGCCAUAAGAUUUAAGACAUGAAUUAAGAUGGAAGUUACACUGUAGCAGGGAAGCAAUCACUAAAAUUAUCGGAAAUGUGAGAUGCACAAGAAGAUGGGACGGAGGCAAAUAAGGGAACGUGUGGGAGACUAACUUCUUGAUAUCUACCUGAUCUCCAUGCAUUGGAAUCAAAAUUAAGAUAAGAAAAAAAGUUAAAAAAUAGCUGGUAAAACAAAUAUAAGACAACAAAAAUCAAUUAGAAUUGAAGUG
Molecule: messenger RNA, 1480 nt
Organism: Rubroshorea leprosula
Lineage: Eukaryota; Viridiplantae; Streptophyta; Magnoliopsida; Malvales; Dipterocarpaceae
Source: the annotation of a GenBank genome assembly